Dendrobium catenatum is the source of this 1119-nucleotide messenger RNA. Its product is annotated as expansin-A18. The transcript has 2 exons. Bases 247 to 1017 code for a protein of 256 amino acids. Lineage: Eukaryota; Viridiplantae; Streptophyta; Magnoliopsida; Asparagales; Orchidaceae. The record is from RefSeq and is a predicted model, not a curated record. Gene Ontology annotation, biological process: plant-type cell wall organization. Gene Ontology annotation, cellular component: extracellular region.
UCGAGUAAGAAUAAUAAAACCUUCACUUCCAGCACGUCGACCGCACCACUAAUUAAGAACCUGCGCGCACGAAUAACAAACGCCUCCCACCUUCUCAUCUCCGGCCGGCAAUACCCACCGCUCUCUAUAUAUUCAUUAUCCUCAUCAGAAUUCUCUAAACCAUUCUCACAGAUCCUCAAAGCACCAAGCGCGCGAGCAAGCGCUAGCUUAUAUAUAGCUGGCUAGCGCGAGCUCAAACAGUCAAUAAUGGCUGAUUUCUAUACUAAUUGUGCUCUCCUUCUGCUUCUCUUUCUCGCCUCCACGGCCGCCGGAGCAGUCUUCCAGCCCUCCCCUUGGUCCCUCGCUCACGCCACCUUCUAUGGCGACCAAACUGCUUCAGAAACCAUGGGUGGAGCGUGCGGGUACGGAAACCUAUUUGUGAACGGUUACGGGACGGACACGGCGGCGUUGAGCUUGACGCUGUUUAACAACGGGUAUGCGUGCGGAGAAUGUUACCAGAUUCGGUGCGUCAGCUCGCAGUACUGUUUCCGCGGCUCCCCAUUCGCGACCGUCACGGCCACCAAUCUCUGCCCUCCUAACUGGGCCAAGGACUCCAACAAUGGAGGAUGGUGCAAUCCUCCGAGAACUCACUUCGACAUGUCGAAGCCGGCCUUCAUGAAGAUCGCCAACUGGAAGGCGGGCAUCGUCCCGGUCAUGUACCGCCGGGUGCCCUGCGUGAAGCAAGGAGGGCUCAGAUUUCAGUUCCAGGGGAACGGGUACUGGCUUCUGGUUUACGUGAUGAAUGUGGGAGGAGGAGGAGAUAUAAGCGGGAUGGCGGUGAAGGGCAGCAAGACGGGGUGGAUCGCCAUGAGCCACAACUGGGGAGCUUCGUACCAAGCCUUCUCCAGUUUGGGAGGCCAGGCACUGUCGUUUAGAGUCACUUCGUACACCACCAAGCAGACCGUCGUCGCCUAUGAUGUUGCUCCUUCUAACUGGAACGUCGGCCUCAGCUACCAAGCAACUGUUAACUUCUCAUGAGCAAUUGUAGCAGUUGCUUGAAUGAAAAAUGGAAUUUUUUUUUCUCUUUCUUUCUUCUUUUCUUUCAUUAUUGGGUGUGUAUUUAAUGUUCUUGCUUGCUAU